Messenger RNA from Hyposmocoma kahamanoa, 1096 nucleotides. RefSeq lists its product as uncharacterized. The coding region runs from base 45 to 773 and encodes 242 amino acids. The transcript has 5 exons. Gene Ontology annotation, biological process: regulation of apoptotic process. The record is from RefSeq and is a predicted model, not a curated record. Lineage: Eukaryota; Metazoa; Arthropoda; Insecta; Lepidoptera; Cosmopterigidae.
CGUCUCUUGAAUUUAUUAUUUUAAGUGACAAUUUUGCUAAGAAAAUGGACCUUGUACCCCCUAUAGCUGCUGUCCAGGCUGCAUGCAGCGUACAACCGCUAGAAGAUUACGAAGGUCCUAGAGCCCCUCUGCUCAGACAAGUAUCCCUGGAUGAGGAGCGUCGAGACGAUUGCCAGGGACACUGGCGAGGACCACACCUGCAGGGUGAGGAGGAAGAGAGGGGAGUGCGACUAUUCAGGGCACUGCUACUACAGCAUUUGAGGUUGGAAGAGCUGAGGCCUCCACCUUGUGUUGUUGCGCCUGCUAGUCCUGAUCCUAGGGGUUGGUGGAUGUACUGGCGUGAUUGGAGGGCUUUGGAACGCGCAGCGAGAAGAUUUCGAGAAACAAAAGCUCAAGGCCGCCUGGCGGAGAGAGCAGGACAGAUACCACUCUUGUGCCUCGAUGAAGUCGAGUUUGAGGAUAUAAUGCAAGAGUUGUGUCAGGCAUGUUGCCAUAUAGAGCAGCGUCCUUUAGUGGUGCUGGCGUUUUUAUGUGAAGUGUGCGCUCGCGCCGUUCGAGUGGGAGGUUGGUGUCGAGCGACGGAUUGGGCGGCCAAGCACGUGGCUCAGAGCGCUACGCCAUGGGCUAUCAGGCAUGGAGGCUGGAGUACAGUAGUCGAACGAAUUGGCAGCACAAGAAGAGAAGAUUCAACUUUUAUAGCAGGCGCGGCCAUUGCAGCUUUACUGGCCUUUCUUAUUUUCUGCCGUACGCGUCUUCGUCACGCAGUACUUUAGACACAGCCCUAGAUGCUGCCAGACCCGCCUAUAACGCGACUGGAUUUCAAAUGCAACGGCAAGCGUUAAUUGCUAUUGGAGCAUUUUGAAUUCUCAACGCACUUGGAAUUCUUUCUGAUUGGAUGGCCCAUCGUCAAAGGUUGCCAACUUUAGGAAUGGAAUUUCUAACAGAUUUCAAUAUAACCAUAUUGAUCUCGUUGACAAAGAACCUAAUGUUUAUUGAGAGGUAAAAAUAUAAAAGUAAAAGAAUGCGAAAGAUAUAAAAAAGUUGAAAAGAAUUUUCAGACGAUUUUAUCUAUUACUAUUUUGUAUGUUAACUUUGA